CAUACAAACGCAGGGGUAUGGUAAGGUCAGAAAAACACAGAGCUGGUUUCAUUGGCUAGAGGUGGUUAAACUUCACCCUGCAGGCUUGUUUUUAAGUGUGCCAGCUUCUCAAAUCUCUACCACAGAUGCAGAAGGAGGACUUGGGACAUGCUUAACACUUCAAACAGCACAGCAAUGGAACCUGUUACUGAAUACGAUGAUGAUUACAGUAACAUCACAGACGUCGGUGAUUACAACUACUCACUUUAUAAUAACAGUAACAUCACAGACGUCGUUGAUUACGACAUAACCUCUGAAAUGUGUGGGCCCGGUGAGCAGGAGCUCACCAUCAAAAUGUUCCAGACUUGUGUUUUCUGCCUGAUCUUCCUGCUGGGCGUGGUGGGAAACUGUCUGGUGAUCGCCACCUUCGGCCUCUACCGCCGCCUCCGCCUUCGCUCCAUGACCGACGUCUUCCUGUUCCACCUGGCGCUGGCUGACCUUCUGCUGCUCCUCACGCUCCCAUUACAGGCCAUCGACACCCACAAGGGUUGGAUCUUCACCGUUUCCCUCUGCAAGGCCACGAGGGCAUGCUACGCUAUCAACACGUACAGCGGGCUUCUGCUGUUGGCCUGCAUCAGCGUCGACCGCUACCUGGUGGUGGCACAUGCUCAACAGAUGUUCCGGCUGCGCAGUCAGAUAUUAACAGGCGGGAAAGUAGCCGCCAUAGGUGUGUGGCUUGUUGCGGUGCUCCUCAGCCUUCCUGAAAUCCUCUUCUCUGGGGUGUCAGAGGCUGACGAAGACAACAAAGCAUACUGCGGCAUGCUAAAGAGUGGAACGGUCAAAAUGGCCACCAACGGAGCCAUCAUUGCCGUCUUCUGCGUGUCCUUCGCCGUUAUGGUGACAUGCUACUCUUUGAUCGGGCGAGUGCUGUUGGAAGGGCACGCACACCGGCGGGGGAAGCAGUGGCAUCGUCAGCGUACAUUGAAGCUGAUGGUGGCUCUUGUGUUGGUGUUCUUGGUGUUCCAGCUGCCGUACACCGUGGUGCUGUCGCGCAAGAUGGCCGGGCCGUUCUGCGGCCUGCUGCUGGAGUACGUCACCGGCACUUUGGUGUACACCCGCUGUUGCCUCAACCCCAUCCUGUACGCCCUGGUUGGCGUGCGCUUCCGUAACGACGUGCUGAGGCUCCUCCGUGACUCAGGCUGCAAGUGUGGCGUCCUGCAUCUGCCACAGACGAUGAGCUCCAUCACACCGACAUCCCCCGAACGCACUCACUCCAGCUACGAGACUGUGUCUGCCAUCAAAUUUCAGUUUUCAGAAAAGAAUUAAUAUUCUGUAGAGUGGACUAUAAGCUUAAAUACAUAUUUCCCAACAGUAUACAUAAUGUACACUUACUAUACAGAAACAAUGGAUGGAACAAUCACAAGGAGUUGAUUUUAACAUUAGGGCUGGGUAUCAUUUAAUUUUUUUGUUUUGUUUGUACAUAAUAUACUAAUAGAUAAUCAUAUGUAUGUGUAUAUGUGUGUGUAUUAGAGGUUGAUAGUGGAGGGCAGGAAAAAGCUAAUUAACCAACUAUAUAUUAUCUAUAAAGGUUUGUUUGUUCCUUUCUUCGUAGCUCUUACUUAGUGAAUUAACAAGAUAUAAGUUGUUGAAAAUGUUUUUUUAUAAAGGUAUAUUUUUCCCUUUUAUUAGACGGGGGGGACACAACACACAGCAAAGGGUCACAGGUCAGAUUUGAGCUUAAGCAAAGAUUAACCAAAGCAGACAUACAACUCUCUUGCUUUAGCUGUCUAUAAAGAAAUUACAGCUUUCUACUGUAUUUCCUUUGUUUAUGGUUAAAAAAUGUAAAAAAAUAUAUUUGUAUUCAUGUUUUGGUUGAAACAUUGGUGAUGCAACGUUAUGAACACAUUUCACAAAAACUCUCGAGGUUAGAUACCCGGCCCUAGUCACAUUGGUAUUACGGACAAAAAUACGAGGUCACACUUUAUUUGUUUUUCAGCCAUCAGGUGACAAAAAGCAGAUGUGUGAGUCACAUAUUUUCGUAACGCUGACCACAUGAAGCCAGCGGUACCUCGCUUUUAUUUCAAGGAACUGAAAUCCUAUGAAAUGCUUUUGCACAGUAGCCGGGCUGUGGUGGUAAAAGGAAAAUAAAAGGUGGGUAAACUAUAAGCAUCUGUGGCUUCAAGUUAGAAAAAAGGUGUAUAAACAUCAGGCGCCCAAAUAUGAGACUAGAACCACUGACACCAAAUCAUAUAAAUAUACUAGUGUAGGGUCCAAUCAAUAUUAAAUUAUUAUUCAAUUAUUAUUUAGUUUAUUGCAUUUUGAAUGUCAAACCUAUCUACAGAACUAUUGAAACUGUCCACAAACGCAGCACUUUAUUCCUUUGGCCUUAAAGAGGCCACACUGUGGCCACAACGUCCACUUCCUCUCUCCUCUCAUGUGCCAGGCAGCACUUUUAAAGGAGGAAAGGGAGGGUGGAGAGGUUGUGUUGUGAACUGACAUAUAAUGCUCAGGUAAAAAGGUUUAAAUCUGACUUGAAAAUUGUGCAAAAUCAUCCAAACAGUGUAAUUAAAUGUUAAGUUGUAUUAAAACAGGGACGUACACUGUGUUUACCCCCCACUACAGCCCUGGUUGGUAGUCGUGUUUGAUAUUCACAAGACUUUUUACAGUUAAAUUAAAGUUAAAUUAAAGCCUUUUGAUUGCAGUCGGCCAAUUAAAAAAAAGUGUGACUAAACAGAUUUCCAUCUGCUCACAACUUGUUCUGACUCUGCUUGGCACCCGUGUUCAGGUUAAUAUGUACAAAUGUAUAUUCUGUAUUCUUUGUCCAGGGUUUGAGUCUAUUGUCUUUACUUUCAGGUCAUAUUUUCAACAGAUAUAUGUUGAUAUUUGCUUAUUAUUAUUCUUUUUAAAGCUUCCAUUAACCAUAUUUAAAUCAUAAGCAAUCCUAACCUGACUUUAUUUCUAACCUUCCACAUGUCUGGUCACUUUUUAAUAAGCUGUGUAUAGCUGAACUAUAGCAAAAACUGUUAAAUAUAGACUUAUAUGAUGUAGAGGUUUCUUCACUCACUUGUUUGUAUUGUUUGUAAUUAAACUUUGGUUUUACAACGUUUUCCUCAAA
Dicentrarchus labrax (European seabass) is the source of this 3094-nucleotide messenger RNA. It is a transcript of the gene ccr10, whose product is annotated as chemokine (C-C motif) receptor 10. Gene Ontology annotation, molecular function: G protein-coupled receptor activity. The transcript is spliced from 2 exons. The record is from RefSeq and is a predicted model, not a curated record. Lineage: Eukaryota; Metazoa; Chordata; Actinopteri; Moronidae. Gene Ontology annotation, biological process: G protein-coupled receptor signaling pathway; immune response. Gene Ontology annotation, cellular component: membrane. Bases 148 to 1305 code for a protein of 385 amino acids.